This is a messenger RNA of Lactuca saligna, 913 nucleotides long. The record is from the annotation of a GenBank genome assembly. NCBI's taxonomy places the organism in Eukaryota, Viridiplantae, Streptophyta, Magnoliopsida, Asterales, Asteraceae.
AGCAAAAGAGGAAAGAUGAUAGGCUUAACUUCCAUCGCCAUUAACAGACCACUCAUUCUCUCCUCUCUAUCAGAUAAAACCAAUCCAGAUACUAAACCCCAAGUUCGCCGGAUCAACUCCGCGACACCACUACCACCGCCGUCAAUCCCGGCAGGAAAACAAGAGAAGAAACCCUCAGUUGCAGAAAUAGAACGAGCUAUUGGAGCAGGAAUUUUCAGAGAUCGUGACAUCAACAGUGAAUCUGAGCAAGAGAAAACGUUUUUUGAUUCAAUUUUGUCGAAUUCGAUUGGGAGAACGGAAGGGGAUGUGGAGAAGAAGCUUCGAGAGACUGGUGAAUGGAUAAUUGAUAAAACCGAAGGCCCAUCUCGCUCUACUGGGAAGAAUAUUCUAAAGGUGGUGUUCUUAUGGAUUCUUCCAUUGUGGAUCAUAUCGUUUCUUGUGGCUUCUGGGGUUGUAAAGCUCCCAAUCAUCUCCCCAUUUCUUGAUGAUCUGCUCAUGUGAAGUGAAACUCUUCAAUUUAUCAGUUGGAUGAUUCCAGUUUGCAGUUUGUUUCUUGGGUGUGAUCGCAAGAAAGAUUCUACGUUGGAUCCUUCAAGUCUAAUCAACCGACGAAAUCAAAGAAACCAAAGAACAUAAGUAUAUGUAUUCUAUCUCUCUAUAUUUCGUUUUUAUGUACUAGUUGCCUAGAUCUGAUGAACAUUGGUUCUUAAAUAGUUAUGUUUUUAUGUUGUUUUCUGUUAUCUCUUUCAUUGUCUAAGGACUCUCAUAACCUAACAAUUCCUUUUUCAUGAUGACCUAACUGAAAUGCACAUCCUAUGAAAAUUCUUAGAUGUUUUAACUUAUAUUAGUCAUGUUUUUUAUUGUUAAAAAAUUUAAAUAUAAAAUAUAUCAAGCAUAUUAUGCAAAAAUCCCA